Messenger RNA from Galleria mellonella (greater wax moth), 2698 nucleotides. Its product is annotated as solute carrier family 46 member 3-like. Gene Ontology annotation, molecular function: transmembrane transporter activity. The record is from RefSeq and is a predicted model, not a curated record. Gene Ontology annotation, cellular component: membrane. Lineage: Eukaryota; Metazoa; Arthropoda; Insecta; Lepidoptera; Pyralidae. The transcript is spliced from 5 exons. The coding region runs from base 488 to 2047 and encodes 519 amino acids. Gene Ontology annotation, biological process: transmembrane transport.
UAGUGGGGAUUACGUUGGUUUAUUUAAUUCUUGAUGUACUGUCGAAUGUCGCGAUAAAAAGAAAACAUUUAAAUAGAAGUAUUCGUACUCGUCUAAGGCUAAUCAGAGUAAUUAUUUUGGUUAUACCAUUAACAAUUUGAGCAGCGCACACGUUGUUCUAAAUAUAUGUACAAAAUAACUAUUUGCUGAUGAAUAACUCGAGGUGCUCAGAUAAAUGAGUAAUUUAUUUAAAAGUGUUGUCGACGACGGUGAGACCUCUGUUAUCGUAACAGCCGAGAGGCUUGUACACACGUUGCGCCGGCGCACGUUCAUAUCGUGUCACAUUUUAUACAGAUUUUACAGCCCAGGUUUUUGGAAACGAGCGUCGAAAUGUCGAUAAUGCUUGUUUAUAGUCAGUGAUCGGUGAAUAUCCAAGCACUGUAGAUGUAGUGCAUCGCCUUCGUUGAAGGAAACGUGAAGUGUCUUCCUAUUAUCUUUUAAAUUCACCAUGAUGACGAGUACAGAGAAUAUUUGUCGUGUCGAUGAAUUAACUAAUUCGAAUGCGUUACUUACAAACAAUCUACAAAAUUCCAUGUGGUUAGAAAAAUCGAAGAAAGUACUGAAGAAAGUGAAGAGUUUCUUCCGCGAGACAACUGUUGAACCCUGUUUGUUUAUGUACAUGUUUUGCACUUCUCUAUCAGCUUUAGCGGUACAGAACAUGCAUUUGGACAAAUCAUGCAGAGUUAACUUAAAUUUCAGUGAAGAUGUUUGUGAUCGAAUCAGAGAUUUGAACACUACCAACUUGGAGGAAGAAAUGGUAGCAGUACAGACUUUAGUGGCGAAAGUGACAGCCUGGAAAUUCCCCUUGCAAACCAUAAUACCGGCUUUUCUAGUGCUCUUUGUCGGAGCGUGGAGUGACAAGUAUAAAAAGAGAAAAAUUUGCAUACUUUUCCCUUUCACUGGGGAAAUAAUAGUAAAUAUUGGCCUCAUAUUCGCCACUUACUAUUUUAAAGAGUUAUCCUUGACCGCCACCGCGCUUAUUGAAGCCUUGCCCGCGGCGUUUACUGGAAGCUACAUAAUCGUGUUUAUGGGAAUGUACAGUUUUAUAGCGGAUAGAACGACCAUAGAAGACAGGACAUUUCGUUUAGGUGUAGUGACUAUAUUUGUCAGUUUUGGUACUCCUGUUGGUACAGCUCUGAGCGGGAUCAUGCUUCGUGCUUUGGGAUAUUAUGGUGUAUUUUCCUUAUUGAUCUUUCUUCAUACUUCUUCAUUCAUUUAUGGAUUAUUUCGCCUUGAAGACGUGAUAACUGAUAACAUUUGUACAAUUAAAAAUACGGAAAUGAAUCGAUUUAAGAAGAUCUCACUCGACGUAUUUCAACUGGUCGGAAAUACAAUUUUAGUGGUCCUAAAACCUAGGGAGUUUAAUGGAAGAACACAAAUAUUUUUGGUCAUAAUUCUCUAUUUGUUGAUGGUGGGGCCGCUUUAUGGUGAUUCACAAGUCAGUUAUUUAUACGCGAGACGCAAAUUCAACUUGAACGAAGUAGAAUACAGUAUUUAUGGCACCAUCAACAUCCUUCUUGGUCUUGUCGGCACAAUUUUCUGCAUAUCUGUGCUGAGCAAGAAAUUGAACGUACAAGACAGCGCUCUAGGUGGACUUGCGGGUGUGAGCAGGAUAGCAUCAUGUUUCGUAUUUGCAUUUGCACCGAACAGACCGUGGUACUAUUCUGCACCUCUGUUCAACAUCUUCAGUCAUACUGGUCUCACUGCUGUUAGAUCUAUCACUUCAAAGAGCGUUCCCACUGAAGAAGUUGCCAAACUGAAUGCCAUUAUAGGCGUAAUGGAAGCCAUAGCGCCUUCUAUAUACACACCGACCUCAAGUUACAUAUACGCAGCUACAAUUCAGAACUUUCCUGGAGCAUUUUAUUUGUUCGAUGCAGCUCUCACGGUGGUAGCUAUAGGUUUAUUUGCCUACAUUUACAUACUGGUAAGAAGAAGAAUCAGCGAAGAAGUAGUAAAUCCUAAUAGAAAAGAAGAAUUUGCAAGAGAUAACGAAGUGUCUCGGUUUUAAAAUAUAUGUUUUAUAUGAAGCCAAAGCUGUAGAACUAAGAUUAGUUUAAUUAUUACAAAUUGUAUUAUUAUAUAGUAUUUUAAAUUUGCUUUAAUUAAAAUGCUGUGGUAGAUUACAUUUUAAUGUUAUAUUGAUAAAUUAUUAAUUAAAUUCUCGAUUAUAUACACGAUGAUAGAUAGAGAAUAAAGUGUCAGAAAAUAUCUUACAACAAUACCAUAAUCACAGAUUAUAAAUAUAGUACGUGGCAUUCUCUUUUUAAGUAAGUUGUGUUGCAAGUAAUAACUAUUUAGGUUAUUGGAAUUAGAAAAUAAAUGAAUGAAUAAAUGAAAAAAAUAUAAGGAAUAUUGUCCUAUUUAAGCAAGCAUUGCCAAAUUGCGUUAAUCUGCACUUGCAUUAGAAAUAACACACACAAGAUGGAAGAAGUUAGAUUAUUUUUGUAGAAACGUUUGGUAGAAUAACUUUUUAUUUUGAUAUUAAAUCAUGUUCUCUAAAAACCUGCACAGUAGUUGCUGGUUUCGAGGUGGCCAUAUUACUUAUAAAUAAAAUAUGUAAUAAAAGACUGUUGUAGGAUUUAACACUUGAAAAUUAGCACUUGAAUUAUAUGAAUAAAUAUUUUAUUAAAGAUAAUUAUAUUAUAAAGUGCGUUAUUUA